Racocetra persica is the source of this 333-nucleotide messenger RNA. NCBI's taxonomy places the organism in Eukaryota, Fungi, Glomeromycota, Glomeromycetes, Diversisporales, Gigasporaceae. The record is from the annotation of a GenBank genome assembly.
ACCGUAAUAUCAUUAAUCAUUCGGGAAGAACCACACCAAUUACACACUUAUUUCGUGAAGGCAUCCCGAUUGUUACUUCAAUGUCAAUAACCGGUCACAAAAGCGAAUCAUCCUAUCGUAUAUAUUCACGACCAAGUGAGCAGCAGAAAAAGGAUGCAUUGUCUAUAUUAAUUGAUGUUGUUGAUCUUCCGGAAUCUCAAAAUAAGGAAGAUAAUGAUGUCCUGAAUUUGCCUCUUUACGUAAAUGUGACCAAAAAAAAUCCAACUCUUGGUAGAAAAAGGCUGUUGCGGUCAUCACAAUCUGGUUUGCAAAAUGCAUCUAAUAAUAGGCAAG